This is a messenger RNA of Arabidopsis thaliana (thale cress), 1539 nucleotides long. RefSeq lists its product as uncharacterized. Lineage: Eukaryota; Viridiplantae; Streptophyta; Magnoliopsida; Brassicales; Brassicaceae. The coding region runs from base 75 to 1154 and encodes 359 amino acids. The record is from RefSeq and is marked reviewed. The transcript has a single exon.
CCACAAUUAAAUUUUAGCAAAAAAAUAUAUAAAUAAUAUAAAAAUCAUUACAUAUUUUAUAUACAUAUAUAUAGAUGACCUGCAUUGAGAAAACCCUUUCAAGAUUUGGUGGAUCAUUCAAGAAACACACAUAUUCAAACUUCUCCAAAGAAAAGAAAAUAGCAAAAACUAGAAUGAAGAAGACAAUGGAGGAUCCAAGCAAGAUCAUGAGAAGGUCAAUUCACACUUUCCUCCAAAACUACCACCGUGUCACCACCGCAGCCGCCGUGGCCCUCCCUUUCUCCGCCGGUCUCCUCCUCUCUCAGCCUUUCUUCUCUUCUUCCUCUUCCACCCUUCACAUGAGGCUUAACAUGCUCUUCCGCGGAGCGGGUUUCUCUUCUUCUCAUGACUUCUUCAACAUCUUAAGCCUUAAACUCUCACAAACCCUAUCUUCCUCUUUAUUCACUCUUCCUUUCUCCCUCACAUUCCUCCUUUUAUCCAAAGCUUACGUCAUCAAACUUCUAUCAAACAAUCACUCUGCAGAUUCCUCCUCUGUUUUCUACCUCCGGCUUCUCAAAACUUACGUUUGCAACUUCUUCUUCCUUCUCUCUGCAAACGCCUCUGCUUUUGCUCUGUUUUUCUUAGCAUACAAUACCCUUGAAGCCUUUGGAUUCUCUUCAAGAAACUUCUACACUUUCCUCUCCCUAUCCUCAGCAAUCAUCUACUCAAUUAUCAUCGCAAACGCCUUUGUCAUCUCUAAUCUAGCCUUGGUUUCAUCACCUUCUUCUUCCUCGGGAGGAUACACAAACAUCCUCAAGGCGUGUCUUCUGAUUCGCGGAAGAAAUUCAACAGCAAUGGCUCUUGCUCUGCCUACCAAUCUCGGCUUAGCAGGAGUCGAAGCCUUGUUUCAGUACCGAGUCAUGAGAUCUUAUUACAAUGGAGACAGAGAUAUCAUAUCCAUAGCUCUUGAAGGAACCUUCAUAGCUUACUUAUACGCUCUCUUCUUGGUUCUUGACACCAUAGUCAACUUCCUCUUUUACCAGAGCUGCAUCAAAAACGAGGAAGAUCAAAAUAUCGGUAGAGAAGACGAGUAUUCAAUCAAGAUCCAAAUCAGCGAAACAGAGAACACAAAGAUACACAUCAAAGGAUCAAAGAACUUGCAAGAAAUCUUGUGACUCUCUUGUGUUGGUUGAUGUAAUUAUUACUUAUACAAAAAAAGUGAAAAACUUUAUGAGAUUAUUGAUUCUUUAAGGAUAAUCUCAAGUAGCUUUCACUUCAAAGAAGAGCAAAGGUACACACACAGUAAAGAACAAUCACAGGAUCUGCAAAACUUUUUCUUCUUCCUCUGUUUCUGCUUUUCUUUAUUUUAGUCUCUUUUUUUUCCACAUUGUAAAGUCAAAUAUACCAGAAAUUUUAAUUAAUGCAAAUCUUGGAAUUCACAUUUGGUUAAUCCUACAGUAUAAUUUCAUUGCCGACAAAAUAUAUUAAUUAGCAAUGAUUUUGAUUACUUCCUUAAGUUAUGAAGAUGUUGACUAGAUUCACACUUUAACAAGAGUGAAG